This is a messenger RNA of Pyricularia grisea, 294 nucleotides long. RefSeq lists its product as uncharacterized. The record is from RefSeq and is a predicted model, not a curated record. Bases 1 to 294 code for a protein of 97 amino acids. The transcript has a single exon. Lineage: Eukaryota; Fungi; Ascomycota; Sordariomycetes; Magnaporthales; Pyriculariaceae.
AUGCGUCUUUUAUCUCUCUUGGUUAUUUCCUCCACUACCACCACGGCUAUGGCUGGUGUGUUCACGGCAGAUUGUAAUGUUCACGCUGUGAGGACUGUGAAACGAGAAACCAUACAAGUAGCUUGGAGUUCGGGUUCCAAUGGUGGCACCGGCAACAUCAAGAUCGACGGAAAAUGGAUCCUUUUCGCCUUGUGGAAAAAGGUCUGCAAAGCUGUAGAACUCGAGGACUUGCCUGCCGGGGUUACGUUAGUUGCGACACCGAAUACCCUUGUAGGUCAAAAUUCAAGAGGAUAA